AAUAAAUAGGGAUAUGAAUUCACUACCGUUUAUGCCCAUGGUUGAUAAAAUAAACACUUUUAACAAUGUGAGAAUCGAUCCUGAUGAAAGCUGCCAAGUCGAGCUUGAAGCUGAAAGCACUAUAUUCUUCAACGACACUUGUUCAGGAAUCAAGCAUUUUGAGGAGAAAAAUCUGCAUGGAAUUACAAGAUUCCAGCAUGAUGAAAGACCUAAAAAGGAGAGGUUAAAGAAGCAUUGCAAAAUGACAAGUAAUAAGCUGAGUAGCAUUUACUUGAAAGAAAACAAUCAAAGAUCUAGCGCGAAGAAGAAAAUGCAUUCUCCAGUGGCGAUUAAGGUCUCUACUCCAUAUUUGAGUGCCCUUAAUUCUCAAAACCAAUUAAGCUCUGCUCGGAAGAACUCAAUUCUCUCAGAUAUGAGAGUUGAGCAAAGAACUUUAGAGAGCAGUUUGCAUAAGCAGAUCAACAGUGGAAGAGCCUGAAAUGAAUUAUCCAAGAAACAACGCGACAAAAGACUAAGUCAUCAGAUUAACCAGUGCUCUAAGUUCAUAUCACAAGAUCUGUCACAACGAGAUUUCAUCAACUCCAAUGCUCAAAAAGAGAACAUCUGCAUAAAGGAUGUUAUUGAGAAGUAUUCUCCCCCUGAAGUUAAGGCCACUGUUGAGAAGACUCCUAGGAGUGACAGUGGAGAGAGAUCUAACUCUCACAACUUCUCCAACUCAGGAAUCGAGGAGAAGAAAGUCAUCACAAUGAAUAUGAAUAAAUAUUCUAACUUGAAGUACAAUAAGCCUGGGAAGAAGAAUCAAGAGAGGAUGGAAACCUCUUCCGGUGGGUUUGCUCAAGCCGAUCAAGAUUAUUUCAAAACAUUCGAGGAAUACGAAGCUGAAGAGAAUUUUGAACCAGAUGAAGAAACCGUUGAGGAAUUUGAAAGACCCAAUAAGGCAAAAAUUGGUGAUGCCAAGAAAAAGAAAAUGUAUAAGAAGUAUGAUGGAACAAAGCUUGGGCAAGCUUUCAACAUCAAUUUCUUACCAGAUAAUGAAAAGAAGUUUAAAAAUGAAGUAAAAUUUGACAAACCACAUAAUUAUCCACAUGGAUUCACAAAGGGCGAAGAUGCAUUGCUUAAAGUACAAAAGUUUGAGGCCCAAGAUCGCUAUAGAAAUAUCUCUCAAGAAAGAGAGGUCACACAACGUAUGAAUAGGCAUAACUCUCAGGAAAACAUCAUGAGCUCUUCUCUCAAGCAAAAACUAAGCAGAACGAACUUCUCUAAAAAUGCUACAGCUAGAAAACAAGAGAAUUCUGGAAGUAUUUCUCAAAGAAGGUACAAUGUGUGUAGUUUCAUCAAAGAUCCAGAGCAACAACUAGAACAAAAGCCGAAGAAGAUGAAGAAGGAAGCCUUCGAUAAGAUCUACAGGAGAUUCAUGAAGGAUAAGAAGUCGGUAGACUUGAAAUUAGAGGAGAAGAGGAAAUUACUCAAAAUUGCCCAAGAGAAUGAAAUUAGAGAACUAGAGAAAGCACGCAAAUAAAGUUGGUAGCAAGGCUCAGGUUGAAAACUAUAUCCAAAAAGUCCAAGAUGAUAUCCAAACCAGACUGUUUAAAGCAGAGAAAAUGAUGCAUAAAUAAGAGUAUGGAUGAGCAGAGGGAGCAGAAAGAUUGGUUCAAACCUCAUACUAAUGGCCAUAAAAAUCAACAAGAGGGUUCGAUAAGAACUGUUCAUGCUUUUCACAGUCAGACCCCUUUUGAUGAAAAUUUACCAUCUUUAGAGAAGUCAAAAGAGUUUAAGAAUACUGAUUAUGAGAUGUUCCAGGUACCAGAAAGCAAUCGGCUCCAAGAAAUAAAUGAAGAUUUUGAAAAAUUAAGGCUAAAGAAAGAAAAAUUGCAAAAAGCAACACAGGAGCUCCUUAAUCCAAAAUUCCCAAAAAGUGAAUCUCUCAAGCAAAACAUACCUGAAAUGACUCAAGCUUAUGGAAGGAAUUCUGAUUAUUGAGGGACAACUUUGGUAACAAGUCAUGAGACCUAUGCAGGGAAUAAGAAAAAAAUCAGAAAGAAAACAAAUCACAGCACAAUGAAUGGAACUACAUCUAAGCAAAGCUUUUUGUGUUUGAGUGGGUCUAAAUCAAAGAAGAAAAUGCUUCGGUCUCCAGAUGCAAAACCUGGAGAAAAUCUCCAUAGCAUUUGGGCAGAUUACAUCCGUGAAAAGCAGGACCCUUCGAUGAUUCAGUCUCAAACAUAAGUGGAUAUGAGCAGAGCCCAUUAAAUGAAUCCGUUUGAUAUUUGAUAAAUCUGUUAAAUAUUUU
This is a messenger RNA of Moneuplotes crassus, 2290 nucleotides long. The record is from the annotation of a GenBank genome assembly. Lineage: Eukaryota; Ciliophora; Spirotrichea; Euplotida; Euplotidae.